GUGUUUUCUUUCCCCCCCAGACUCCGAAAGCAGCGGGAUCGGCAUGGAGAACUCUUCGUCGGCAUCGGGUCGGGUGUCAAGCGGGGCGGCGGACCUGCCUGUGGAUCCCACUGUGCCUGCCCGACCUACCCGAGGCGACCCGUCGUCGGCGUGUCACAAAUCGUUCCACGUCGGCACUGCGAUGUCGUCUCUGCCGGCUGUCGUGGCUGCGGCGGCGAGUGUCAUCAACACCGGCGUCCGUUUGGCGCCUUCCGGACGUCGCUGCGGCGGCGGACCCAUGGCGGCGAGUCUGUUUGCGUUGCCUGCUGGCGGCGGCGGCAGCGGUUAUGCAAUGACAAUGGGUGGAUUCAGGAGACCGGACUGGCUCGUUGGCAUGGCUGGGUCCACGCUGACGGACGCGUCGUCGCUGUCGUUUGAGGAUAACGACUAUCAAUGGUGUUCCGAGUAUGCGAGUUCUUUGCAUUCUCCGUGUGGCUACGGAUCUGUUGGAAAUUCCGGUAGUUUCCGGCCUGUCGGGCUUUUGAGUCUGUCCACGAGUGGGGUUGUGCACGAUUCCAGUGUACCGUCAACUCCUGAUGAUCUGCCGAGAAGAAAGGCGACGGCGACGAAUCCGAUCAAUCAGAGCGUCAAGUGUCCCGUCGACGAUAGUAUGUACGCAUGCGACGAGGAUGGCCCUCAUCUCACCGGUGCUGCUGUCGACUUCGAAGUCUUCCCCGCCGAAGACAUUCAUGGCUUCAUGCAGUUUCCCGAGGAAAGUGUGCAGUCGGAUGUGCUUGGAGCUGGCGGGGAGACGUUCGCGUCCAUCACACAGUCGCUGAUGGCGGCGCAAGAGUGGGGACUGGUCGACUCCGAUAAUCGUGCCAUUUUCCAGAGUUCAGUCGGCGCUUCGAGCCUGUGUGGAUCAACACCGCUUUUUUCGCCCACACGAGAAGAGGAGGAUGAGGUGAGCAACGUCAGCAUCGGGGUGUUCAGUGUAGACAGCCUGGACGUGCACGACGCCAGUUCUAAAUGUGAGCAGGAAGACGGCACUUUUCUAACUGCGAGAGAAGAAGACCUCGACGAUUUAGACCUCGAAUUGACGUGGACUACGGCGGAUAUCAAGACGAAUUAUACGCUCGCCUUCGAAGGCAGUUAUACAACGACAACUCACGAGGUUUCUACGCCCGACGGCAGUCAAGACGGAAGUAGGGCGAGCACUACCGGCCCAUCAUGGACGGAAAGCCUGGGCAAGGACUCGGUGAAAAUGACGCAAUCUACCGCCACCGCACUCACCGGAGCCCAGUACACGUGGUCCCAGAUAAAACUGCUGAAAUGCAACACCGAAGGCGUCAAUUCAAACUGUGGUCGGAGCUUCAGCAUGCCCGAUUUGAUGCGUAGAAGUUUAAACGUUCUGAAUGAUACGCGCACUGCUCCGAUAUAUAAAGCCUCGUCGAGAAAUCAAGUUCCGAGUGAAACUCUGUUCCGUCGGCGUUCUUUGGCGCAGUUGUUCCUGAGAAACAGACUACUGUCGUCUCGUUUAGACGGGAACCGAUCUACGAAUGAGAAUGCUUCAUUAGUCGAUUCAAUCACGGAAGAAGGUGAAGAAGCCUUAGCAACUCAGAACGGCAGCGGUGGCUCGACGAAUGAGGAGUUCUGUUCCGCCAAGUCAAAUUUGUCUAGUCGGUCUGGUGCGCGUGCCCCUGAUAUCCCCACGGACCCAAAACUGAUUCGAUGCGGAUCCAACGAUAGUCAGAGCAGCACAGUGAAUGUUAGCUCGUUGUUGCUGACUGAAACGAACGAGUCCAAGAAGCAUUCCAAAGGCAUGCAAACGUCAGGUUCUCCAACUUCAUCAGAGGCCACGUCAGUUGGAUUGACGCAGCCGUUCUCGGAGGACAGCUUGAAGCGUGGACGAGAACGAAAGCGCGAAAGGGCAUCAAUUUUGGUGUGCUAUCCGAACUACGCCUUGCCUGACCUUACCUUUCUUGGCCAGUCAUCUCGGAAGUUUGAUGCAGAUGUUUAUUUAUGUCCGCGUAAAGCGUCUGGCAGUUUCGACAAUUCCGUGGUUGAUCCAUCUAAACUUCCGCAAGAGGUUCAGAAACAUGUGCCGCCCGCAAAUGCAGCGAGUAAUUCCGAACCUAGACCUCUGUCUACCGACGAUAUAUUGAGACUUCAGGAAUCGAGUCUAUCUCACAUAAAGGACUGGGAUUCAUUGCAAACCUUGCUUCCGGAUGGAGUGCGGCGACUGAUUGGAAAACGCGGAUCAGUGGUUGAAGCAAAAUCAGUGCAAAAAAAGGAGCCGUCUUUUGAACCGGAGAUCAAGUUUCGCAAACCACGGCCGCGGAGUUGCGAUCCUGCGCUUUUGCUGCGCAAGCCUUUUCUAUUGGAACAGACAGAGCUUAUCCACGCUUGUCAUGAUCGUCACAGUGGAUCUCAUGAGCAAGCGUGUCGCAAUAGUGGUCAAGUACAGCCGAAGAGUAUCUUGAGGAAAACGAGCUCAUCGUGCGACGACCGCAGCGCAACAUCUACUUCCGAAACAAUCACUGCAACGUCUCAAAGCAGCGUGAAGCGAAGAACACCUCCGUGUUCUAGCCCUGCCAGUCGAGUGCUUCGAAACCUUCGAAGUAGGUCUGCGGAGAAUCAGAAUAAGCUUUCGGUUGCAGCUCGCCGUAAAAAGCAUCGCGAGAGCUAUAUAUACGACGAUUCAGCCGGCGAAAAUGACGAGGAUGAAUCGUCCGCGGUGCUUGGACCACCGAGUGAGUCCUCGUGUGCGUGUACCAUUUCGGAAGAACCUCGGCGACCGGAUGCGCUCGAGUUGCGUAGCCACGUUUCUGACAUGAUCUCAGCCAGAAGCAGCUUGGCAAUGCCGGACCUGGGAGCUAGAAAGCGGUUCCAUCGUUCGGCUGGAAAUUUGUUCGACGGAAAGUUUUCUUGCGCGCAAAUUAUUGAUGAAAUGUGCGCCGGCAAAGUGGGAGAAAGACAAAUGACUCAGUGUCCUUGCGGAGGUGUGUUGAGGCAUCGGAAGAGUGUUAGCUUUGCUGAAUUGGAAGAUGCUGAUGUGGAACAGAUAGCAGAGGACGAACGUGAUUGGUGUUUUGACUGCCGGGAACGAAUUAUUUGCGCAUUCCUGCAGAGAUCAGCUUUACGAAAUGUAAGUUCCACACAAUUUUGUUCGAAGGAUUGUGGAGGAUGUUGUGCGGAUGUGCCGACUCUUUGGAGCGCUGGGGCAGCAGUUUCUUCAGCUUCUUUGCCUACCACCCCAUUGAAGUGCGCCCGAGCUGCUCUUUCUCCUACUUUGGACUUCAACCAUAAGCAAGAUCUAGUGGAUAAUCUCGCAUCAGCUGUGCUGGAACUCCGUAAAAUAGUUCGGCAAGCAGUUUCAAUUAACAACCGAGAAGGCGAGAAGUCGAACGAUGUCUGUAUCGGCGGCGCGUUGCCGAGUGCUUCACCUGCAGAGCGUCGCAUCUCUGACUGGGCAUUAGAUUGCCUAUGUCCUACAAUUUAUGCCGCUCUCAGCGAUGGACUUCUUCCCCAAAUCCAAACUUUGUUUGGCUCUGUCCCAAAUUCGUUGUGGAAGGUUGUCGAAGUUUCGUCGCAACUCGGAUCGACGACGAAGGCUUUAAAUGAUCUAGUCACAAAAGUGAAUGCUGAGGAGCACUUGAAUGAGGGUCCCCUGAAGUUCAAUGCAUUUAUCUGCGGCCUCUUGAACAUUCAAUCGCUGAGAUCGUGGCUUUGCUAUCUAAGAACGAGAGAAAGUGUCAUUCAAAAGCACUUCCACCCGCACGCGUUCCUGUACGGUGCCAAUUCUUGGAGUCGUGGUCUUUUUGACGAGAUGCUGUCGUUGCUUGCCCCACUGUCUACGCAAAGUUUCAGAUUCGACUUGCUAUAUGAAUACAGAAGACUUCAUUCGAGCUUCCAGUUCAUGGAAGAGAAGAUGAAGCACCACAUGAGUGCUGAUCGUCUGGACGCACAGGACAGUGCGGAGGAUCGACGCGGGGCAAUGCGGAAAGCGCAUUCGCAGGACUACUUCCUUGACAGCGGCGUUGGAGCGACGCAGAGCGACAAGCCCGAGGCAGACCAACACAUGCGCGGGAUGGUCCGCACACGAUCCUCCAUGGACAACACGAACACUGUCACGGAUUUUGCAGCUGGGGUGAAGAAACGCUGGUCUGGCGUCCAGUUGGGAUCCAAGUUGUUGCAAGCUCUGGAUCAGUUGGCGUUGGAUGACGAGGAUUUGGAGAUUCCCGGGCCUGCGCCGCAGAUAAAAGAUGUCGACGGCAGCGACAAGAAUGGCAACAAAAGAUCACAGGAAAGCGUCAAAUUUAGUCGUCUGCGGAGAAAAUGGGAGUUAUUAUCCGGCAACAAGAAACCGUUGUCGCCGUUGCCAUCGAAAAUUCCGCGACCUGUGCAAAAGGUUUCACCGACGGGUGCCAAACCCUUGCCCUCGGCGUCCGCUGCUAAGAAGCCAGAACCCCCAGCGAAGCCUGCGGUCAUGCCGAAGACCUUUCCCGUGCCGCUCUCUGGCCUGAGGCCGAAAAGUGCUCCCCAGAAAGCCACGCCGGCGAAGAAACCAGAGGUUGAGAUGCAUCAACUUCCUGUUAUGACGCCGGAAAGCGAACAAAGCUGCUUCAGUCCCAUGGAUACGAGUUCGAGUUCUGCGCGGAGUUCUUCUUCUGCUGGAAGCGGAGUUGCUAAUGCUAAGGCGAAUGGAAGACCGUUCACAAGAUGGACAGGCCCUCCGACUCAAUCCAAAGGAGCCAAUAAGAACUGGAAACCUCCGCUGACUAUCCCACCAAAGCCAAUUUCUGUAAGCGAAACCCACAGAGCAAAUCCGUCGGGAACGCUGUGUGGUUCGCCGAUUCGAAGCAAACCGAAACUUUCAGUGGACGACAACGCCAAUGGAGAAAACAGUUUCAGCGGAAUGAGGUGA
Messenger RNA from Notodromas monacha, 4906 nucleotides. The record is from the annotation of a GenBank genome assembly. NCBI's taxonomy places the organism in Eukaryota, Metazoa, Arthropoda, Ostracoda, Podocopida, Cyprididae.